GUAUCUAUCAAGUUACUAUACUUGGCUGCUGGAGCAGGGAUUGCUGCACAAAUGCAGGUCUCAUGCUGGACCAUCACAGGAGAAAGACAGGCUUCUAGAUUACAAGGCUUGUACUUUGAAACAUUGUUAAGACAAGAAAUUGGAUACUUUGACACUGAAAUGACAGUGGGACAAGCCCUUGGGAUGGCUUCAAGUGAUGCCAUAACCAUUCAAGAUGCAAUGAGUGCAGAGAUAGGAAAGUCUAUCCAAUACUUGUCAACCUUUCUUUGGUGGGUUUUUAAUUGCCUUUGCUGA
Coffea arabica (coffee) is the source of this 294-nucleotide messenger RNA. The record is from RefSeq and is a predicted model, not a curated record. NCBI's taxonomy places the organism in Eukaryota, Viridiplantae, Streptophyta, Magnoliopsida, Gentianales, Rubiaceae.